AAGAAUUAAUAUUCAAUAGAGUUUACGGAAUAAUUAAUAUUUAAUAUUAUAUCAAAUUAUAAAUUCUACGUUACAUCAAAUCGACCGCCUACAGUAUUUAGUCGUAACUCCGUGUUCAACAAGCUUCAUUUAAUAUGGCAGCCAUGACUCUUGCAUGUGGUGAUUUUCUAGAGUUUCAGGAUGCAUUGCAGAAAAUGCGACAGAUUGAUGACAAAAUUAUUUAUAUGUUGAACACAACAGUUCCAACAGAAUCUUUUAAAAGUCAAAUUGAUCCAACAGCGAAAUGUAAGGAUCUCUUUGAACAAAUUCAGUCAGGUCAUAGAAAAAGAGAACUGGCUAUUACAAAAUGUUUAAAUGCUACUAAAGAAAAAGUAAAACAAUUGAGGAAUCAACGAGAUAAUGGUGAUGAGAGUCCAGAGCUUCUUAAAACAUUAAGAAAAGAACAGAGUACAAUGAGAUUAUUACAAUCAGAAUUAAAUGUAGAAGAAGUUGUAAAAAACCGCACAUUUCAAGUGUAUUAUGAAAGAUGCCGCAGUUUUUAUAAACCAUCGAACAUAGGAUCUUAAUAAUAUGUCAUUGAUCACCUUUUUGAACUCCUCAUUUAAUUAAGUGGUUAUAAGCCUAACCGCAUUUAUAGUUGUGUAGGCUAUUAUAACCUGACAGAAUCAUGAUAAAUUGUAAUUAGAUGUAUAAAUAUAGUUAGUUACUGCAUUUUUGAAAUAGUAAAUACAUAAGAUUUGUUAUAUGUGAAA
Hylaeus anthracinus is the source of this 752-nucleotide messenger RNA. RefSeq names its product protein MIX23 (gene Ccdc58). Gene Ontology annotation, cellular component: mitochondrion; mitochondrial intermembrane space. The transcript has 2 exons. NCBI's taxonomy places the organism in Eukaryota, Metazoa, Arthropoda, Insecta, Hymenoptera, Colletidae. The record is from RefSeq and is a predicted model, not a curated record. The coding region runs from base 135 to 566 and encodes 143 amino acids.